Molecule: messenger RNA, 384 nt
Organism: Cooperia oncophora
Lineage: Eukaryota; Metazoa; Nematoda; Chromadorea; Rhabditida; Trichostrongylidae
Source: the annotation of a GenBank genome assembly
AUGAUCCGUCCACGUAGUGGUGAUUUCAUCUAUUCACAGGAUGAAGUCAGUGUGAUCGCUGGAGCUCUUGACGAAGCCGUCUGCAAACGCCUGUUGCAAGCUGCGCGACCAGCGCCCUGUACCUUGCACCGGGCCUUUGAUCUUGCCAAGGACUGGAGAUCAGCUCUAGAUCAGGCUAUCACCCUUGGCUUCAAGGUCGUUCUUACCAGUGGUCAAGCAGCAACAGCGGUAGCUGGUCGUGACAAGCUGAAGAAAAUGAAGAAGGAAGCAGGAGAUCAGAUCCAAAUUAUGGCCGGCUCUGGCGUAAAUUCGAAAACACUUCCAUCGUUGCUAUCCAUAUCGUUUUCUCCAAUCAAGUCUCUACAUCCACUCUCGGAAUCAUAG